AUGACCAAGACCGGCUACCAUUAUGAAGAGGACAACCUAAACAUAAUGAAACGAUUCUCUGAGUCUCCACCAGCCAUUAUGGUUGAAAUCAUUAUAUUCUCUAUGGAUAAUCCAGGCGUAAAUGAGGAAAUAACAAAUGAAAAACCACAAGGUGAGUUUCAUUAAAAAUAAACUUUAACAGUGCUGACCUAAGGUGCUUUAGGUGAAAAUAGAUUUUUAAUAGUGUCCAUUCCAUGUCCUGGUGUUUGGUGCAGUCUACCUAAAACAAAAAAAGGCUAGUAUCCUAGAUAUAUGACUAGCUUGUACCUAUGGGUGCAUUCAAAAUCACAGAUUUUCAUUUGAGUGGAAUGGCAAUGUUUUGGCUCGUGUUGAGAAUCAAAACAUUGCCAUUCCACUCUAAUAAGGGUCUGCAAUUUUGGAUGCACCCUGUGUGUGUCUUUUUAUCUAGUAUGGUUAACAAAUAUUUAGUCUCCCUGGUUUAUGAGGCACUGAGGCUCCACAGCUUUAAUAGUUUCUAUUAAUUCUCUAGUUUGCACCUAUGGCCAUCUUGCCCAGUGCAGAGCCCCCCUCCAAUCGGUGUAGUGAGGGUUUACAUUCUAGCAAAGCUCUCUUAAUAGCUUUUUUAAUUCUGUUAAGGGGUUAAGUUGUAUAGCGCUUUGGCAAAUUUAUUUUGGCAAAUUACAUCACUUUUCCAAUGUCCUAUCUCUCAUGGCUUGUUCAGUAGGACGUUCAUUCUCACAUAAAUUUUAGGAGUAAACAUGAUAGUCUGGAGGAUGUUUUUCAGUGCCUAUUAGGACUGUAUAACUCUAAAACUACUAGUCAUGUAAUAUUUUUUAAUCCACCAAUAGAUACAAAUAGAGUUAUAUAAAAGUGGCUGGGGCUGACCUCAAAUAUAUUUUCUUAAGUAAUCAGGGAAUGAGUCUUGAGAACAUCCUGGCAGAGGGUGGCAUAACUUAUUGGAAUAAUAAAUCUGUUUUCAUCAUCAACAGAAUUCUAUAUAUUCUUUUCUUCCUUUUCCAGGCCUUCCAUUUUUUCCUCAUAGCAACUACAGUGGAAUUUAUCCUACGCUGCCUUUGUACCCCUCA
This is a messenger RNA of Pelobates cultripes (western spadefoot toad), 1085 nucleotides long. Lineage: Eukaryota; Metazoa; Chordata; Amphibia; Anura; Pelobatidae. The record is from the annotation of a GenBank genome assembly.